Messenger RNA from Gilbertella persicaria, 936 nucleotides. RefSeq lists its product as uncharacterized. The transcript has 2 exons. NCBI's taxonomy places the organism in Eukaryota, Fungi, Mucoromycota, Mucoromycetes, Mucorales, Choanephoraceae. The coding region runs from base 110 to 823 and encodes 237 amino acids. The record is from RefSeq and is a predicted model, not a curated record.
AAUAUUUGUUGUAAAUUUUUUUAUAAUUUUAAAAUCCUCCCUUUUUCCUUCUCCCCCCUUUUUUUCUUUCUCUUUCUCUUUCCUCAUUCUUUUUUUUCUUUACUUGACAAUGGAUAAAACAUUAAUUGAAUACGAUAAAAAUUUACAAGACUUAGAACGUCAACGUGAACAGCUUGAACUGGUCAUGCAAAAAAUGGGACAAGAGUGGGAAGAGAGUGGUGCAGGCAUAGGCUGGCUAGGAUCUUUAGAUCUUCCUACUGUCGAUUCAGUAUCUUCUGAUACAACCAAUACACCUAGUACAACAGUGACAGAAACAUCUCUUAGUGAACUCACUAAUGAGACUGUGCUUGAUGCAACUAUCUCACCAUCGAUACCAGAUACCACUAGUAGCAAGGAUGAUAUCAGCCAUUGCAACUCACCCAAAUCUGACUUAUUAACCCUGUCUCAUCAGCCAUUAUUCACCAAUAUUCUCUCACAAACAACAGGUCCUUCGCCUGAAUAUUUGCAAUCUUUAUUGAACGUGAAUGAAGCUCUGCUGGCUCAGAGUCUAGCUAACAAUACGACUCAUCAAAGCCCUUCUACGCCCAUGUUAACACCUGCUGAAGAAACGAAUAUGUUUGACAAUAAAAUAAACACAUUAGUGAUCACACCUGACAAUCAAACACCCGACGACGCCGAUAGCCCAAGUAGCGAUUUUCAACAAAAUACCCCUCGAGAUUAUAUGGGUAAUGUCAAUCCUGAGACGGAAAUGAUUGUCUCGCCACUUGCAUCAACAAGAAAACAACUGAAUUCUUCGUCCAAUAAUGCCUCAAUUCGAUACUGAGCUUUUAAAGAAAAAUGAUACCCCCCAUUUAUCCUUAAAAAAAGAAAAAGAAAAUUAAAGACUCUGUAAUAUUCCCUUCUAGUAAUAAAAAAACCAUUUGAUUAACAUGCCUG